AUGUCAAUUAGCUCAUGGGUUUUCAACUUUCAUACAGAAGAGAGGUUUAUUGGCAGAACUCUCAGAAAGAGUUUCAAGGAUUUGGGGUUUUCACAGCACUUACAAUCAUACGACGAGUCGUCCAAAUACUUCGAGAUCGUCUACGAAGAUGGUUCGGAGGAGCUUGAUUUCGAGGUGGUUUCGUUGUUGGAGAACGAUAAGUGAAGUUCUGAAGAAGUUGGUGCACGUGAAGCCGUCACGUGGGGGUCGGAAGCCGAGAAGCGACGUCGGAUGGAAGGAAGCGUGGCGAUUGAUUUAAAUGAUGGGUUUGUGGAUUUGAAUUUAAAUAAUGGUGAUUUGAAUUUGAAUGAAGAAGUUAUGGGGAAAUUUAAAGAGGAAUGUGGGUUUGAGAAUGGGAACAUGAUUGUGGAUGUUGAGAUCAAAGAUGGGCUUGGGUUUGAUUUGAAUGCUGGGUUUAAUUUUAAGUUGAAUGGAGGGGAAGGUUUUAAUUUGAAUUUGAAUGAUGAGGGUUUGGAGGAGAAUAUGGGUUCGGUGAAGAAGGAGAGGGAGUAUAUUGAUUUGAAUUUGGAUGUGAAUGGAGAGAUGGAGGAGAGUUUGGAGGUUGUGGAGACUCGGAAGAAAGAGUGUGGUUUUGAUUUGAAUUUGGGUGUUGAUGAUGAAGUUGAAGAUGAUAGUGAUGGUGAUUGUGUGGGGAAAGUGAAGGAAUCGGUUUUGUUGGAGAGUGUGGAAGAGUUAAAAGAAGUUCGUGUGACUCAAGAUUUUAGUUAUGGAUUGGUUGGUGGAAUUCGGAGGGAAACCAGUAUGUCGGUUGAUGAUUUUACGGCACGAGAUGGUUGUAACGGAGUUCAGUUGAAGGAUGAGUCUGUUAUUCCUGCUGCUACUGAAAUUGAUGGGUGCCAAGGUGAAAUGGGAAGUUCGCGAAUGCAAGGGACUGGUAGAAGAAAAAGAAGAAGAGUUAUAGAUAAUUUGAAUUCAUCAACUGAACCAGUGUUGAGAAGAAGUACACGUAGAGGGUCUGCCAAAAACAAUGUUCUGAGCUCAUCAACAACUUGUGAUUUUAGUGAUUUAUCAUCUACUGCUGCUGGUGCGUCAAUGAUGGAGGAGUUGCCAGUUACUCUGGCUGCCGAAAGGUUUGAUGAACCUGCGGUUCUCCCUCCAAAGUUGCAAUUACCCCCUUCUUCCCAGAAUUUGGAUUUAGAUGGAAUUCUUGUACUCGAUGUUUUUUCUAUUUAUUCCUGUUUGAGAUCAUUUAGUACUUUAUUAUUUUUAAGCCCCUUUGAGUUGGAUGAUUUUGUGGCUGCACUGAAAUGCAGCUCCCCGAGUUUGUUAUUUGAUUGCAUUCAUGUUUCGAUUUUGCGUAUGCUGAGGAAGCAUUUGGAGCACCUUUCAAAUGAAGGUUUUGAAUCCGCUUCUAGUUGCUUGAGGAGUCUUAACUGGAAUUUGCUGGAUUUGAUUACUUGGCCUGUUUUUAUGGUUGAAUACUUCCUGAUUCAUGAUUCAGUAGUGAAACCUAGUUUUGAUCUUACUCGCUUGAAGCUAUUUAAAAGUGACUAUUACAGACAACCAGUGUCUGUAAAAGUUGAGAUGCUUCGGUGUCUAUGUGAUGAUAUGAUUGAGAUGGAAGCCAUAAGAAUGGAGCUUAGCAGACGAUCAUCAGGGGCUGAGCCUGACUUGGAGUUUGAUCGAAAUAUAAACAAUGAGUUUGGCAAGAAGAGGAGGGUUGCGAUGGAUAUGUCUGGUGGCUCUUGCUUGACAGAGGAGAUAAUUGAAGAUGCCAAUGACUGGAAUAGUGAUGAAUGCUGCCUCUGUAAGAUGGAUGGGAAUUUGUUGUGCUGUGAUGGUUGUCCUGCUGCAUAUCAUUCGAAGUGUGUAGGUGUUGCCAGUGAUCUUUUGCCAGAGGGUGACUGGUUCUGCCCUGAGUGUGCACUAGACAGACAUAAGCCUUGGAUGAAACCUCGCAGAUCACUUAGAGGAGCAGAGCUGUUGGGAGCUGAUCCUCAGGGGCGGUUAUAUUUUAGCAGUUGUGGUUACUUGUUGGUGUCAGAUUCAUGUGAGGUAGAAUGCACUUUCAAUUUCUACCACAGAAAUGAUCUAAAUGUUGUUAUUGAUGUGCUAAAGUCAUCUGAGAUCUUUUAUGGUGACAUAAUAAAUGCAAUAUUCAAGCAGUUGGAUAUUACUGUUGGCUUUAAUGGAGUACAGAGUAAUUUGGACUCCCUUAACAAUGUAAAUUCAAGCAUGCAUACGAAGGCAGAAGCUCCUGAUAUUAGCAUGCCAAAUAGCAUGCCUUUGGCAUCUUCUGAAACUUGUGCAAUUAUGAGUAAGAUUGUUAGAAAGCCAGAAGAAAGUUGUGAUGCUGGAUAUUCUGGUCAUCUUGACUCGGAUGCUUUUAAAUCAGUGAACGUAUUGGAUUCAGUGACUGCAGCAGAAAGGCCAAAUGUAAGUUCGGAAGGAUCUGCUGAAACCACCCAACUAAGUUCAGUCAUUCAGAAUUUUCAGAAGCAAGAGCCUAAUUAUUCUCAUAGAGCUGCUAAAUUCUCAAAUCAGUCUGACAUACCUGGGAAGUCACCACCUCUUGGAGACAGUUCCAUGACAUCUACUGGUUCAGAUGUUAGACAGAAAAUUGCAUCUCCUGGCAAUAUUUUAUCUGUGAUAAACACUAGAAAAGUGGACAGACAAGUGCAAUGUGAAAUUGCUUACAUGAAUCACUAUAGUUUUGCUCAAACAGCCUCGUCUGUUGCAGAAGAGUUGAUGCCUAAGUCAUCAAAUGAAAUCAAAGAAGAGGUUAUAAAAUCAGAGGAGGAGGUAAUUUCGACACAGAUGAAGACCAUUUUGAAGAAAUCGGACAAAUUUUGUUGGCCAAAUAUUCAGAAUCUUAAUGUAGAUACACAGAAAGAAAGAUGUGGGUGGUGCUUCUCUUGCAAAGUUCCAACUGAUGAUAUUGAUUGCUUGUUUAACAUGAAUAAUGGUAAUGUUUUGGGAAGUUUGAAAAGUGAGGUGGUUGGCCUUCAAUCAAAGAGGAACAAGAAAGGGCAUCUAGUGGAUAUCAUAUGUCAUAUUCUCUCUAUCGAAGUUCGGUUGUGUGGGCUUUUAGUAGGUCCCUGGCUGAAUCCACAUUAUACCAAACUUUGGCGUAAAAAUGCUUUAAAGGCAGCUGAUCUGGCUUCUGUUAAACAUUUACUACUUAUGUUAGAGUCAAAUCUGCAUCAUCUUGCAGUAUCCGCAGAGUGGUUGAAACACGUGGAUUCUCUUGCUACGUUAGGUUCAGCUUCUCAUAUUGUGAUUGCUUCAUCACGAGCAUCAAAGCAGGGAAUUGGCAGAAAAAAGGCAAGAUUCUUGGAUCCUGAGGGUAACCCUUCCUCAAAUGGCGCUGGGGGAUUGAGCUUAUGUUGGUGGAGAGGAGGCAGGGUUUCUUGUCAGCUUUUCAGUUGGAAGGUCUUACCUCACUCCCUGGUUUCCAAGGCUGCUAGACAAGCUGGAUGCGCCAAAAUACCGGGCAUAUUGUACCCCGAGAGUUCAGAUUUUUCAAAAAGAAGCAGAAAUGUUGCCUGGAGAGCUGCAGUUGAGUCAUCAACCACUGUUGAACAGCUUGCAGUCCAGGUUAGAGAAUUUGAUUUGAACAUCCGAUGGGAUGACAUUGAAAACACUCAUCCUCUCUCUAUAAUGGACAAAGAAUUUAAAAAAUCAAGUAGGCUGUUCAAGAAGGCUAUUAUUCGAAGGAAGUGCUUAAAAGAAGGGGAAGGGAUAAAAUAUCUUAUUGAUUUUGGCAAGAGGAGAAAUGUUCCGGACAUCGUAGUGAAACAUGGAUCAAUGGUUGAAGAAUCAUCUAGUGGAAGGAAGAGAUAUUGGCUGAAGGAAUCUUAUGUACCCUUGCAUCUUCUGAAAAGUUUUGAAGAAAGAAGAAUCGCCCGUAAGUCAGCUAAGCUGAAACCUGGGAAACUUUUGGAGGCUAAUAGAGCCACAAAGAAGUCCUUGAGAAAACGAGGGUUUUCGUAUCUCUUUUCAAAAGCCGAAAAAUCUGAGUAUUAUCAGUGCGGGCACUGCAACAAAGAUGUCCUAAUCAGAGAAGCGGUUUGCUGCCAGUUUUGCAAAGGAUUCUUCCAUAAGAGGCAUAUCAGAAAGUCUGCUGGGACAGUCACAGCGGAAUGUACAUAUACUUGCUACCGAUGCCAAGAUGGAAGGUUCAUGAAGCCUGGCAAAAAAGCUGCAAAAACUGGCACCAAAAAGGGAAAAGUAAACACAAGAAGUGUGAAAGUUCAGUCUCAAAAAAGUAAAAAGGCAACCACAGAUUGCAAGUCAGUGCAACUAAAGAGCCAUAAAAAACCAGUGGGCAGGAGACCAUUACGAUCUAAAAAUGAUAAACAAAUUGCUUCUGUACCACUGCGACGUUCUACUAGAAAAAUUAAAUUUGUGUCAGUACCAAUCAAGAAGCGUGUAGGGCGUAAGAAAGGGAAACAGAAAACUAAAAAGAAGAUAUCCAGAAAACCAAAGAAGGACCCUUCUUGGCGGAAGCAGAGAACACAGGCCUAUUACAGUUACUGGCUCAAUGGUCUCCUGUUAUCUAGAAAGCCUGACGAUGAACGAGUGAUGCUAUUUAGGAAGAAAUUUUUUUUUGAUUCUUCUGAAAACUUGACUGAUGUCCUUGAUAAACCCAAAUGCUAUCUUUGCUGUGAUGCUGGAUAUACAUCUACAUCAAAUUUUAUUGCUUGUGAAAUUUGCAGAGAGUGGUAUCAUGGGGAUGCUUAUGGAGUUAAUGUGGAGAACAUCAAUAAGCUUAUUGGAUUUAGAUGUCAUGUGUGCCGUAAUAGGACUCCUCCUGCUUGUCCUUGUAAGGAACCCUUAGGAAGUGAUCGAUUGCAACUUGUUGAGGAACAAAUUAAUAAUAAGAUGGAAUGUUCUGAGGAUGUAUGUGAACCUGUCCUACCUGAGACUGAGGUGAAAUAUGACAAUCAGUCUCAUUCUAUUGAAGAACUUCAAGGCUCAGUUCCAGUUGAUCAGUGCUUUCAUAAAGAAGAGGAAUUAUGUAGUAGUGUGUUGGAAUCUAGGUCGGAAGGAGAAAAAGAUCAUGCAUUUGACAGUUCGGAGUUGAAUGUCAAUUCAAUUGAUGUUUCUAACAAGGAUUUAAAAGCAGGUGUACUAACAUCUAACGAAAAUGUUGUGUUAGAAGAAAAUACAGUCAGAGUAGUACAUGAUGACACUGUGAUUCAUGACCAGGCAGAGCCUAGUUCCUGCAAGGUUGAUCUGGAUUUGAUGGAUACUGAAUCAACAUUGUUACGGCAUGAUGAGGAAAAGGAUGGUUCGGUGAAGACUCCACCCAUCCUAAAUUCUCCAGUGGAUGGAACCCUUUUGGACUCCAAGGAGUUACAUUUACAGACUUGUUUGACAUCAGAGGAAUUGAUAGAUGAAGGAGAAAAAACAGUGUAGAUUAGAUUCACAGUUUUAUCAUUUAAUUUGGUGUAGCAAGACUGCCCCUACUGUAGAGGCUAGAGUGAUUUGUAAGGCUAGGGUUACUUGUAAAUCUUCCUAAUAUUGUUUAAAUCCUUGCAGAAUUUUUAGGAGCACCUGGAAUGAUUCAUUUAAACUGAAAAAUAAGAUCUUAUUUGUGACCAUAAAUCCUUUUGACUUUUUUCAUUCCUCUGCUUUUACAUCAGUUUAGCAGUUAGAAAAUUUGCGAAGAGAUGAUUUGUGCUUGGGAAGCAUAUCUGGAGAGUCAUUGGACAUUCUUGACCAGGUAUGGAGCGGACAUGAGGAGUGAAGGCCACUGGGUUGGAAAGGCCAGCGACUUUUACAUCUUGAUUUGGAAACUUGAUUAAUGUCUUAAAUUCAAGAAGAUAAUGGAAUAUUCAUCUUCUUGGUUUCUUCAUUCUUGGAUGUUGUCUUUGGCUAAUUUACUUUUUCAUUUCAUAGAAAUUUAAUUUGUUAUUCAUGGUAUUUGGAAUCUAAACCGUGCGACGUGAAGGACAUUGUAUGCAUAGUGCAUAAAACUUUGAGCUGAUAAUAUUACUAUUGACAUGGCUGAACUCUGAAGUGACUUCAUUGUAUUUCUGUUGUAUGGAAUACGAUAUCAAGUAUGCAUAUCAUUUUUUCCUUGUGAAUCUUAUCAUGCAACAGCCCAGUCAUGGCUCGCUGCUACAUCGACCCAACAUUCUUUAGACCAAAUGGCAUGAGCUUGUAAUAGAACAUGCCCUCCUCUCUUGGUGAUAAAGCUGUUCUCGCCUAAACUUCCUCAGCCAUCUUGAUUGCCGGACAAUUCUUGCGGUGAAAAGGAAGUCAUAGCACUCUAUUGACCUGCACGGGAACCCAGAAAUGGCCAGUAAGGUUCAGAUUAUGAAAGAUUAUACAACCAAAUCAAAACCAGCUGCAGUUUCUUCUUCUUUCCAAGGCAGUAUUCUUGGUUGAGCUUGUAUGUUUUCUUAUAGUGCCAUCGAUUGAUCUCGGUUAAAAGGCGUUUUAUGUCGAUCUGAUAUGCAUUAUCAAGCAUUUACCCCUGUUAAUACAGUUUAUAACCAAAAUCAGAAGCAGUUUCUGCUACUUUCAAAUGCAAUAUUCUUGGUUGAACUUGUAUGUUUU
Pistacia vera is the source of this 6567-nucleotide messenger RNA. Its product is annotated as DDT domain-containing protein PTM. Lineage: Eukaryota; Viridiplantae; Streptophyta; Magnoliopsida; Sapindales; Anacardiaceae. The record is from RefSeq and is a predicted model, not a curated record.